Molecule: messenger RNA, 593 nt
Organism: Phlebotomus argentipes
Lineage: Eukaryota; Metazoa; Arthropoda; Insecta; Diptera; Psychodidae
Gene: RpL35A
Product: large ribosomal subunit protein eL33
Exons: 4
Coding region: 111-548 (145 amino acids)
Biological process (GO): cytoplasmic translation; ribosomal large subunit biogenesis
Cellular component (GO): ribosome; cytosolic large ribosomal subunit
Molecular function (GO): structural constituent of ribosome
Source: RefSeq, a predicted model, not a curated record
GGAGACCGACAAAAUUUUACGAGGCAUUGAAUUAUCUGUUUUGCAAAGUAUCGCCACUGGCGCUAGUGUCGACCCUUUCCAAUCGUGUUAACUUUCGAUUGUGAGUGACUAUGGCAGACGUUGAGAAGACAGCGAAGCCCAAAGCCGCCAAGGCUCCGGCCGCCGCGAAGCCUGAGAAGAAGGAGAAGGCACACACUGCCCGGCCUCGUCGCCCGGCUCGCCUCUACGCCAAGGCUGUCUUCACCGGCUACAAGCGUGGUCUCAGGAAUCAGCACGAGAAUCAGGUCAUCCUGAAGAUUGAAGGCUGCCGGCGGAAGGAGGACGGUCGCUUCUACAUCGGGAAGCGCUGCGUGUAUGUGUACAAGGCCAAGACGCGCAAGAGUCUGCCGCAAAGGCCCAAGGAGAAGACCAAGAUGCGCGCCGUUUGGGGCAAAGUGACACGAUUGCACGGCAACACGGGAUGCGUGCGUGCCAAGUUCCGCCGAAACCUUCCCGGACACGCGAUGGGACACCGCAUCCGCAUUAUGCUGUACCCAUCCACAAUUUAAGUUGCUAAAACUUACAGAAUAAAUUUUCAUGAAUGAAACCUGGAA